Molecule: messenger RNA, 1557 nt
Organism: Oenanthe melanoleuca
Lineage: Eukaryota; Metazoa; Chordata; Aves; Passeriformes; Muscicapidae
Product: DNA-dependent protein kinase catalytic subunit-like
Exons: 9
Coding region: 184-1386 (400 amino acids)
Biological process (GO): telomere maintenance; double-strand break repair; intrinsic apoptotic signaling pathway in response to DNA damage
Cellular component (GO): nucleus
Molecular function (GO): protein binding; DNA-dependent protein kinase activity
Source: RefSeq, a predicted model, not a curated record
CAUUCUACCAAUUUGACAAAACAUUUGGAUGCGUGUUCUGGUGUUAAAUACACUUUAAAAUAGCACCAGGCUAUGUACUAACAUUUUUUUUCCACUACCACUUCAGGUCAGUACGACGGAAAAGGGAAACCACUGCCAGAGUACCACGCAAAAAUCUCUGGAUUUGAUGAACGGAUAAGUGUGAUGGAAUCCUUGAGGAAGCCAAAGCGGAUAACGAUCCGAGGCAGUGAUGAGCAGGAGUAUCCUUUCCUUGUCAAAGGUGGCGAAGACCUGCGACAAGACCAACGCAUUGAGCAGCUCUUUGAUGUCAUGAACAUUAUCCUUUCCCAAGAUGCUACCUGUAGCCAAAGAAAUAUGCAGUUAAAAACUUACCAGGUCAUCCCCAUGACAUCAAGACUGGGACUCAUCAGGUGGCUGGAAAAUACUUGUACCUUGAAAGAAUUCCUUAAAAAUAGCAUGUCUGAAGAGGAAGAUACCAGCUAUUACAGCCCUAGAGGACCUCGUGCUACCUAUUCUGAGUGGCUGUCCAGGAUGGGUGGGAAAGCACAGGGCAUCUCUCGAUACCUUGCUAUGUACAGAAAUGCCAGCCGAACAGAAGCAGUGACAUCCUUCAAGGGCAGGGAGAGCAGCGUUCCAGAAGACCUGCUGCGGCGAGCCUUUGUGAGAAUGAGCACAUCCCCCCAGGCCUUCCUGGCCCUGCGCUCCCACUUUGCCAGCUCCCAUGCCCUGAUGUGCAUCAGCCACUGGAUCCUUGGCAUUGGAGACCGCCAUCUGUCCAACUUCAUGGUUAACAAGGAGACAGGUGGCAUGGUGGGAAUAGACUUUGGAUAUGCUUUUGGUGCAGCCACACAGUUCUUGAGUGUGCCAGAGUUGAUGCCCUUCCGCCUGACUCGCCAGUUUGUUAAUCUGAUGAUGCCAGUGAAGGAGUGGGGACUCAUUUACAGUGUGAUGGUGCAUGCCCUGAGGGCUUAUCGUUCAGAUCCAGACCUCCUCAUCAGCACCAUGGAUGUGUUUGUCAAAGAGCCUUCUUUGGACUGGAAGAACUUUGAGCAGAGACAGCUGAAAAAAGGAGGCACAUGGAUUAAGGAAAUAAACACAACUGAAGUAAACUGGUACCCUUUGCAAAAGGUCAGCUAUGUCAGAAGAAAGCUUACAGGUGCCAAUCCAGCAAUAAUCACUUGCGAUGAGCUGCGCCUGGGCCAUGAGAAGUCUCCUGCUUAUAAUGAUUUUGCAGCUGUGGCUCGUGGUAACCCUCAUCAUGAUCUCAGAGCCAAAGAGCCUGAGGAUGGACUUUCAGAGGAGACCCAAGUGAGAUGCCUCAUUGAUCAAGCAACAGACCCCAAUAUUCUUGGCAGAGUCUGGGAAGGAUGGGAACCCUGGAUGUGAGGAACUGUAUCUAAAACCCUGUCUGCCAGGGGACCUGUACCCUAAAACACAGCUGAACCAGAUCAGAAUUUUAAGGCCAAAAAGGAAAAAAACUCUUAACUAUUUUUAUCACUGGUUAACUUGACUAGUAGAGAAAAUAAACUUUUUGUAUUAAAGCUAUAUUCAAACAGU